Nicotiana tabacum (common tobacco) is the source of this 2008-nucleotide messenger RNA. Its product is annotated as delta(24)-sterol reductase-like. Gene Ontology annotation, molecular function: FAD binding; oxidoreductase activity, acting on the CH-CH group of donors, NAD or NADP as acceptor. Gene Ontology annotation, biological process: steroid metabolic process. Gene Ontology annotation, cellular component: cytoplasm; membrane. Lineage: Eukaryota; Viridiplantae; Streptophyta; Magnoliopsida; Solanales; Solanaceae. The record is from RefSeq and is a predicted model, not a curated record.
UUACAAUCAUCUCUCUCAGUACACUGUGCACUCUAUUUACAGCUGUACUGGCCUCUUUUUCCAAGAUGUCGGAUGCUAAGGCCCCCCUUCAUCCCAAGAGGAAGAAGCAGGUGGUGGACUUUCUUCUCCAAUUCAGAUGGAUCAUUGUUAUCGUCUUUGUCCUUCCUUUUUCGUUCCUGUUUUACUUCUCCAUAUAUCUAGGGGAUGUUAAAUCUGAGAGGAAAUCAUAUGAGCAGCGUCAGAAGGAACACGAUGAAAAUGUUAAAGAGGUCGUGAAGCGCCUUGGGGAGAGGGAUGCAUCAAAGGAUGGUCUCGUCUGCACAGGCAGGCCUCCGUGGGUGGUUGUCGGAAUGAGAAAUGUAGACUAUAAGCGUGCUCGUCAUUUUGAAGUUGAUCUUUCUAAGUUCAGAAAUAUACUUGAAAUUGACAAGGAAAGAAUGAUUGCUAGAGUUGAGCCUCUGGUCAAUAUGGGCCAAAUCUCUAGAGUUACUGUCCCAAUAAAUCUUUCCCUUGCAGUUCUUGCUGAGCUUGAUGAUCUGACCGUUGGUGGUCUGAUCAAUGGCUUCGGGAUUGAAGGAAGCUCUCACAUCUUUGGAUUGUUCUCUGACACUGUUGUGGCACUUGAGAUAGUUCUAGCAGACGGACGGGUGGUUAGAGCUACAAAGGACAAUGAGUAUUCUGAUCUUUUUUACGCUAUCCCGUGGUCUCAGGGGACAUUGGGUCUUCUUGUUUCAGCUGAAAUCAAGCUUAUACAAGUUAAGGAGUACGUGAGACUUACCUACAAACCUGUAACUGGUAAUCUUAAAGAGCUUGCACAGGCUUAUGCGGAUUCUUUUGCACCUAGAGAUGGAGACCAGGACAAUCCUUCUAAAGUUCCAGAGAUGGUAGAAGGCAUGAUUUAUAGUCCCACAGAAGGUGUUAUGAUGACCGGUAGAUAUGCUUCGAAACAGGAAGCCAAGCAAAAGGGUAAUGUAAUCAACAAUUAUGGUUGGUGGUUCAAACCAUGGUUUUACCAGCAUGCUCAAACUGCACUGAAAAGAGGGGAAUUUGUGGAGUACAUUCCAACUAGGGACUACUAUCACAGGCACACAAGAUCCUUGUAUUGGGAAGGGAAACUAAUUCUUCCAUUUGGUGAUCAGUUCUGGUUUAGAUUUCUCCUAGGAUGGCUCAUGCCACCCAAGAUCGCUCUGCUCAAGGCCACUCAAAGUGAGGCUAUCAGGAACUAUUACCAUGACCAUCAUGUCAUUCAGGAUCUGCUUGUUCCUCUUUACAAGGUUGGAGAUUGUCUUGAGUGGGUCCACCGCGAAAUGGAGGUAUAUCCUAUCUGGCUCUGCCCACACAGAAUUUACAAGCUGCCUGUGAAACCUAUGAUCUAUCCUGAACCAGGAUUUGAGGCACACCGCAGGCAGGGUGACACUGAAUAUGCUCAGAUGUAUACUGAUAUUGGCGUCUACUAUGUUCCUGGAGCAGUCCUCAGGGGUGAGCCCUUUGAUGGUGCAGAGAAAUGCCGCCAACUGGAGCUUUGGUUGAUCGAAAACCACGGGUUCCAGGCUCAAUACGCGGUCACUGAACUGACAGAGAAGAACUUCUGGAGGAUGUUUGAUAAUAGCCUCUACGAGCAGUGCAGAAAAAAAUAUAAAGCCAUCGGAACCUUCAUGAGCGCGUACUAUAAAUCCAAGAAAGGAAGGAAGACGGAGAAGGAGGUGCAGGAAGCCGAGCAAGAGAAAGCUGAACAAGAGACUCCAGAAGUCGAUGAGCAAGAGAAAGCAUAUUGAUUUUAAAUCAGUUUCAUUAGAUUUUCUCUGCCUUUUGUCAUCCAUUUAGUUGUGCUAGUCUGAACUUUCAGUUUAAAUAACCAUCUAAAUUCAGAUAAUGUUCCAAAUAAUGGUAACUGCAGUUCGAAAUUCAGAUGAUGGUCCAAAUAAUGGUUCACAUGGAUCCGUUUCCGUUUCGUGUUAUUUAAAAUUUUGUGGUAGCUUUCAAGAAGGAAUCAAUUGUUUUCUUUAGA